CCAAACCGAGCACGCGCAGAGGGCGGGGCGCUCCGGGCCUCCAGGUCUCGCAGGCCCCGCCUCCGGCCCGCCCCCUCGCGGCUGGGUUCGCUGUGGGGCGGAGAUAUUCGCCGCCAGGGCUUCCGUCCGGACGCUGUACUGCACCACACGAGGACGCACGGAAGGCGUCCCACUCGCUGGCCUGGCUCCGGGAUGGCCCCCAAAUUCCCAGACUCUGUGGAGAAGCUCCGCGCCGCCGGCAAUGAGAGUUUCCGCAACGGCCAGUACGCCGAGGCCUCCGCGCUCUACGGCCGCGCGCUGCGGGUGCUGCAGGCACAAGGUUCUUCAGACCCAAAAGAAGAAAGUGUUCUCUACUCCAACCGAGCAGCGUGUCAUUUGAAGGAUGGAAACUGCAGAGACUGCAUCAAAGAUUGCACUUCAGCACUGGCGUUGGUUCCCUUCAGCAUUAAGCCCCUGCUGCGGCGAGCAUCUGCUUAUGAGGCUCUGGAGAAGUACCCUAUGGCCUAUGUUGACUAUAAGACUGUGCUGCAGAUUGAUAAUAGUGUGACGUCAGCCCUAGAAGGCAUCAACAGAAUGACCAGAGCUCUCAUGGACUCUCUUGGGCCCGAAUGGCGCCUGAAGCUGCCCUCUAUCCCUUUGGUGCCUGUUUCAGCCCAGAAGAGGUGGAAUUCCUUGCCUUCGGAGAACCACAAAGAGAAGGCUAAAAGCAAAUCCAAAGAAACCACAGCUACAAAGAACAGAGUGCCUUCUGCUGGGGAUGUGGAGAAAGCCAAAGUUCUGAAGGAAGAAGGCAAUGAGCUUGUAAAGAAGGGAAACCAUAAGAAAGCUAUUGAGAAGUACAGUGAAAGCCUCUUGUGUAGUAACCUGGAAUCUGCCACAUACAGCAACAGAGCGCUCUGCUAUUUGGUCCUAAAGCAGUACACAGAAGCAGUGAAGGACUGCACAGAAGCCCUCAAGCUGGAUGGAAAGAACGUGAAGGCAUUCUACAGACGGGCUCAAGCCCACAAAGCACUCAAGGACUAUAAAUCCAGCUUUGCAGACAUCAGCAACCUCCUACAGAUUGAGCCUAGGAAUGGUCCUGCACAGAAGUUGUGGCAGGAAGUGAAGCAGAACCUACACUAAAAUCCCAACAGGGCAGCCGGAACCCCUGCCUGACCUUACCCAGAGAAGCCACGGGCCACCUGCUCUGUGCCCACUCCUGAAACCCAGCAUGCCCCAAGUGAGCUCUGAAGCCCCCUCCUCAGCCCUUUGAUGGCCUUCCACCCUGUAAGAGGCGUUGCUUGUUCAAAUUAAGCUCAGUGUAGUCAAACACAGACAUGGUGGUUGCGCCAGAAAGGUCCCCACUAGGGCUAAGCGUGAAGCUGAAGCCCUGUCUCCAUUCCCCCAACCCAGCUAGCUGACCACACCAACAGAUCCUCAUCAGCAAAGCAGUUGGCUUUGUCCUGCCCAAGUGUGCUGCAGACUGAGUGCUGCCCUUGUGGCUUCCCCAGACCCCACCUCACUGCAGUUCAUCUGAACAACCUGAGCUCCCGGGCAGGGGUGGAAGGAGGGGGAUAAACCUAAGGCCCUGAUCCAAAGCAGCCUGUUGAGCUGGUUCUCCAGGGCUGCAGUCUCUCCAGGUGUACAGCUGCUGUCCCUGCCCUGCCCUGUCCUGUCCUUUCCUUGCACAGUCUCCUGUAUCUGAGCCCCAGUGCCUUCUGUUCAGGCCCUGCUUUGGUGGGAAGGCGGAGCCCUGACCCUUGGACAGCUGUCCUUGACUCUGUGCUGCUGCCUUCCGCAGAGAGGCACCUAGGCUGAUGAAAGGGCCCAGUGAUUGUGGCCGCUCCUCCUCGAGGUAGGAGUGGGAGAGAGGCCUCCUUGGUCAGUGUCCUGCUUUCUGGGCAGGGACUUGGCUUUUUGUUCCAACAGUGGCCUUCUCCGGGCUUCAUAGUUCUUUGUAAUAUGUUGAAGUUAAUUUGAACUGACUGAUUUUGUUGAAUUGUGUGUUUAAGCUGUUGCAUUAAAAGGCUUUCUUCUACAUCAGUGUCUGCUGUGCUUUCAUUUAUGCCUUUUCAGCUUUGCACCUGGAACUUUGUAGUAAUAAUAAAAGCUUAUUGCUUACUGGGCAUUCA
Messenger RNA from Rhinopithecus roxellana (golden snub-nosed monkey), 2111 nucleotides. RefSeq names its product translocase of outer mitochondrial membrane 34 (gene TOMM34). The coding region runs from base 193 to 1122 and encodes 309 amino acids. The record is from RefSeq and is a predicted model, not a curated record. Gene Ontology annotation, cellular component: cytosol; mitochondrion. NCBI's taxonomy places the organism in Eukaryota, Metazoa, Chordata, Mammalia, Primates, Cercopithecidae. The transcript has 7 exons. Gene Ontology annotation, molecular function: heat shock protein binding.